AUGCUGCAGUGGAAUCGUUUAGCUUUUUUUGAUAAGCAUUUUUUGUUAGAUUCCAUUAAUAAAGCUUUUGAAUUUAGUGAGGCUUUUUUAGCUAAAGAGGUUUCUAAGGUUGUAAAAGCGCCUUCUAUUAAAACCGGGUCGAGUUUAAAAAAAGGGUAUUUCUCGGAAAGUAAAUCUGUUACGAGUUCAAUUAAAGAAGUAAAACUUACAGCCUUUGAUGUUAACCAGUUAAAGGUAGCAAAUAUAUCGGGGAUGUAUGGGGGAGAAGCUUUCAUAGUGUUUGGAGAUGCCUCUGGAUUGAUUUAUAUCAUGAAUAAAAAUUCAUAUAUUAGUGCGUUUACUGGCUUUAAUUAUUGCUUAACACACAUAAAAGUUUUAUCAAAGGAUUUAAUAUUAGCGAUAGGAUACGAUGAACCCGCCCCUAAACCCUGGCUUUUACGUUUUUGGAAGUUUGAUGGCAAUUUUACUACUAUUAGCGCGAGUCGUACUGUAAAACUUCGGAAACCAGCUCCUUCUGCUUUCGUGACCGCCUUCAGCAUUCUGAACAUUUCGUUAAUGGCCUUUGGCUUUAAUGAUGGUUCACUUUUAAUAUUAUUUGGGGAUGUGACUAAGAAAAAAAAACUUACCGAAAAGAUUAUUAGUGAAAGUUCUUCUCCGGUGACUGGGUUGGUGUUUCAGCAGAAAAAUCUACAUCUACUCCUUUUUGUCGUCACCUCUGACUCUGUUUCUUGCGUAGAGCUAACGGAUGACAAAAACCUUAAAAUAAGCUGUUUGGAUAUACAAGGCGCUCCCUUGCAUUGCUCAGCAGGUACAACUUCCGGCGAUAUUUCCUUAGCUGUUUCCAAGAACGCACCGGAGUUAUCGUGUGUUCAUCAUUACGACGAGAGCGGCAAGAAAGCCACCACCUGCUUUGAGGGCCCCAUAAAGAUGCUGCACUGGUUUGGCUCUUAUCUCCUGGUGGUGGCCCCGAAGGAUGAGCAAACUGACUUGGUGACAUUAUGUGAUCUCGACAAUAAAAUCAUCGUCUACUCUGGGGUUUUCCCGCUUGUAUCCUUUGUUACUACGGCUUGGGGGAGCCUCUAUCUUUUAGUAAAUGAUGAGCACAAGCUAGCCACGCUAAUUGAGAAGGAUAUCCACACGAAACUCGAGCUGCUAUUCCGCAAGCAUCUUUAUGCGAUAGCAGUCAAGAUGGCCACGGAUCAUGGCCUCAGGGAAGCCACCGUUGCUGACAUACACAAGCGGUACGGGGAUCACCUCUUCAGCAAGGGCGAAUUUAAUAGAGCUGUGGACCAGUAUCUUCGCACGGUUGGAAUAGUUGAGCCGUCUUACGUGUUAAGGAAGUUUCUUGAUGAGAAUCAUCUUCCCCACAUGAUAAGGUACCUCCAGCGUUUGCAUGAGGGUGCUAGCAGUCAAGAAGACAACUGUUACGUUUUACCGGAAUACACCACACUUUUGUUAAACUGUCUUAUAAAGUUGAAAGACGAGGCAGAGUUGGAACUAUUUAUAAAGACAAAUACCCACCUCGCGCUCAACGUGGAGUCCGCCUUCACCGCUCUUCGUCAGGCUGGCUAUGUUCAGCAAGCCGUUCUUCUCUCUAAGAAGUACAGAAGAGACGACCUCUACAUAAAAAUAAUUAUUGAAGAUCAGCACGACUACGUGGGAGCGCUGAGGCACAUGGAAAUACUCUCAGUGGAGGAGGCACGGAAUUUACUUCCAGGCAUAAGCAGCGUAAUAAUGAGAGCUGCCAGGCUGUGGCCUGCAUGAGGGCGUACGGAAAGACUCUAGUAGAAAACAUUCCACAGGAAACAACAACUUUGCUUAAGUUUAUUUGCACCGGCCAGUGGCCCGUCAUCUACUAAACGAACCGCUACGAAACAAAAUCUUCCGUAAGCACUUCCAGCGAGACUGUUCAGGGUACCAGGGAGAUG
This is a messenger RNA of Zophobas morio, 1928 nucleotides long. Its product is annotated as vacuolar protein sorting-associated protein 11 homolog. The transcript is spliced from 18 exons. NCBI's taxonomy places the organism in Eukaryota, Metazoa, Arthropoda, Insecta, Coleoptera, Tenebrionidae. The record is from RefSeq and is a predicted model, not a curated record. Gene Ontology annotation, cellular component: HOPS complex; endosome. The coding region runs from base 1 to 1764 and encodes 587 amino acids. Gene Ontology annotation, molecular function: protein binding; protein-macromolecule adaptor activity. Gene Ontology annotation, biological process: intracellular protein transport; endosome organization; organelle fusion.